UUCUAUGUUCUUACCUUCAAGCUAGUGAGGGAAAUGAAGGACGCAGUGUCCUCGUCAACUCUACUCCCUUCCUUCCUCGACCGGAGCCCUCUGCCAUUCCCGCCUCCGAUCCGCCAGCAACCAUGCCGGGAGAUCAUGAUUCCGAUCACGAUCACCGCCACCAUCAACAGAAUCGCCCGAAUCGCCUCUCAGUUCCGGCCAGACCCACCGUUUCUUUCACUCCUCCGGCCACCGCCGGCGUCACAUCUCGAGCCUACCCUUCAUCUUCUCCAUACGCCUACGCAUCCACCCCAACUCCGACCCCGUCGAAGCAACGCCUCUCUUCCGCUUCAUUCUCCUUCAAAUCUUCUUCUUCCUCCUCCUCCAAGUCGUCAAUUUCAUUUCUAUUCCUUUUCCUCUUCUCCCUCCGCUCCCUCUACUCUCUCCUCCCAUUCCUCCGCUCAUCUCCUUCCUUCUCCCUCUUCCCUUUCUCCUUCCUCGUCUCCCUCCUAUCUUUCCUCCUUUCCCUCUCGUUCUCUCUCUUCUCUGCCAAAACACCUCUCGCUCGCCUCAGAAACCCCAACAGCAGCUUCAAAUCCAAUCGAACCCCUGUAUUCUCCCUCUCCACCCUCUCCCCAUCCCAGCAUAAGCUCCUCUUCGUCAAAUCGAUUGUCCUCGCCGUUGUCUUUCUUCUCAGGUUCCAGGCUCUCAGGUACUGUGGGACUGCGGCCAUGAUUCUCGCUGAAUUGUGCGGCAACAUUGUGGCCCGUGUUCUUUCUCUGGGGAAAAGGCAUAAAAUUGGUGCGGCAACUCUGGAUGGGAAUGGUAAAAAGCUUGCUGGGUUUUUGGCUCUCUUUGUUGGCUUGUUCUUGUUGGCUAUGAGUUGGGAUCGUAGUGAAUGCUUCCCUUUUUCGGCUUCCUAUGUGGGUAAAUAUGGGUGGUCGUUGAUUCCUAGAGAGAAUUGCAUUAGAAUUUGGCUGAUGCUGCUUCCAUUUAUGUCUGGGUUUUUGGGGUCUUACGAGCGUGUUUCGAUGAAUUGGAUAGCAAUCAGGCAGCUGGGACAAGCUCGAGUUAGAUUGGUGUCAUUGUUUUAUACCACCCUUCUGCUAUUCAUUCCUGCCCUUGUGAGCUUUGCCGUGCUUGAAGCUGGUGAUCAUGGUGUUUCAUUUGGGAGCUUAGGAUGGCCGUUGGCUAACACGGUUGUUUUUGGAGUACUACUGAGUGAGAGUUACGCUGAUGAGAAGCUGGUAACUUCUAAAGAUUUCCAGAAGGAUUUUUCAGUAACAUUUGUUUGCACAAUUGUCUUGGAGCUGUUCUACUUUCCCGAGCUUUCACUUUGGGGGCUACUGAUAUGUGGGUUGCUGCUGUAUAUCGGGGUUAGAAGGCUGGAUCAUGUUAAUUCGGAUCAUCUCGAGUUGGGGAUGCAAUCUUCCGAGUCAUAUCGUAAUUUGGUUACCAAUCCGUUACGCCAUAUUUUGAGUGAGAGGAAAUCUAGGAAGAUUGCACUCUUCCUUUUGAUCAAUGCUGCCUAUAUGGUUGUUGAAUUUGUUGCUGGAUUCAUGAGCAAUAGUCUUGGACUUAUAUCAGAUGCUUGCCACAUGUUGUUCGAUUGUGCUGCUUUGGCUAUCGGUCUUUAUGCCUCUUAUAUUGCAAGACUACCCGCAAAUGAGCAGUAUAACUAUGGCCGUGGAAGAUUUGAGGUUCUAUCUGGAUAUGUGAAUGCGGUUUUCCUGGUUCUUGUUGGAGCAUUAAUAGUUUUAGAGUCUUUCGAGAGGAUAUUGGACCCUCAGGAGAUAUCAACCAACAGCUUGUUAGUUGUUUCUGUUGGAGGCCUUGUGGUUAAUGUUGUUGGUUUAAUCUUCUUUCAUGAGGAGCACCAUCACGCUCAUGGUGGUGGGUCUGGAGGUUGCUCACAUUCUCAUGGGCAUUCACACUCACAUUCUCACUCCGAUCAUCAUCACCAUUCACAUGAUCAUGGGGUUCAUGAAAACCAUCAGGAGUCCAUAUCCAUUUCACAUAGCUCUCCUGAGACAUCAUUGACCCAUCAACACAGUGGUAGCAGCUGCAUCCAUGAUCAUGUUCACCAUCAUGAUAAUCAUGACAACCAUGACAGCUCCCAUUGCCACGAGCACAACCAUGAUCACACUCAUCACCACCAUGAAUCCUAUGACCAUCAUCACCAUCCCGAGUCUUCUGUGCAGGAGCCAGAAAAGCACCACGAUCAUCACCAUGUUGACCACAAUAUGGAGGGGAUUUUUCUGCAUGUGCUGGCAGAUACCAUGGGAAGCGUUGGCGUGGUCAUAUCGACGCUCCUUAUCAAGUACAAAGGGUGGCUUGUUGCUGAUCCAGCAAGCUCAAUUUUCAUUUCAGCUUUGAUCAUAUCGUCGGUAAUUCCAUUGCUGAGAAACUCUGCAGAGAUCUUGCUCCAGAGAGUUCCAAGAGCGCAAGAGAAGCGUUUGAAGGGAGCUCUGGACGACGUCAGAAGGAUCAAGGGGGUACGUGGCAUUCAGACCUUCCACAUUUGGAGUUUUACUAACACAGACGUUGUUGGGACGCUUCACCUCCAUGUUUCAGAGGACACCGAUAGGACUUCCUUGAAGAGACGGGUUUUGCAAAGGUUCAAGGAUUUUGGGGUCAAGGAUCUGACUAUCCAGGUUGAGUGCAUUAAGUAAUUGUUUGAACUUUGAAAACCAGAGGUUAACUUAUUCACAAAUUUUCAAGGAGUAGUGGAAGUGAAUGUCAGUGUCGGUGGAGUUGUUUCUCGACACAAGAUGAGAGCAGAUUCCUCGCUGGUUCGGGUGUAAUCCAUCCAAAUCAACAUUCUCUAUCUGGAUUAUGGUACCCGAGCUUCUUCCCUCCUCGAUAGACAGACGACUUGUGUUUAAACUAGGCUGGGAUACCUUGUACUUGUAGUUGUAGGAACAUUUUCAGAAAGACACCAGCUGAGUAUACCCUAAUAACUGGUUUUGGGAUACAUUUCCUUGCCAUUGAAUGUAUAUUAUUUCAUAGGUAAUGCCCACAAACUUUUGUUUUACUUGGUUUACUAUAGCACAGUUUGAGCUUGAAGGAUGGAUGAAUGAAUUCACUACAUUCAUAUUUCAGUACUUAAAGUUCGGAUGGAUGAAUAACCUACAAAAUUUUCGGUACUUAAUGUUCUUGGAUUAGCCUCUAUAGUGCGUUUCUGGUGGGAAGCCAUUAGUCAUCCAAUGCAUUUGCAAUUACUUUACGGGAAUGAACAUUUACAUUAACG
Molecule: messenger RNA, 3229 nt
Organism: Linum trigynum
Lineage: Eukaryota; Viridiplantae; Streptophyta; Magnoliopsida; Malpighiales; Linaceae
Source: the annotation of a GenBank genome assembly